Messenger RNA from Hibiscus syriacus, 2867 nucleotides. RefSeq names its product activating signal cointegrator 1 complex subunit 2-like. Gene Ontology annotation, molecular function: ubiquitin binding. The record is from RefSeq and is a predicted model, not a curated record. The transcript has 9 exons. Bases 102 to 2753 code for a protein of 883 amino acids. Lineage: Eukaryota; Viridiplantae; Streptophyta; Magnoliopsida; Malvales; Malvaceae.
UCUUUCUUCCUCCCCACCCCAACACUGAGAUUAUCUAAGCAAAAACGAAAAUUAAUUAAUUUUCUUUUCUCUUUUCCUUUUUAAAGGGAAAACCCAAAGCCAUGUCUCAUGGGUAUAAUCACGGCAAUAGGCAAGACGGCGAAAUCAGAAACAAUAUCCAAAAAUCCCACAAGAAAUUCAUCCCCAAAAAUAAAAACCAAAACCCUAAACCGACAUCCCUCUCAAAUUCCAUCAGGCAAUCCCUUCCCGAACAGCAUGAUGCCCCCGCUUCCAGCACUACCGCAGCCGUACCCGGUGGCUCUACCAGCAACCGUGUUCGGAUGGGAGAGAGUGGGGAUUGGGUUCCAAACACAGCAACUCCAUCCAGUCUCUCCAAUGGGAAUUUCGUAAAUUACUUGCCUCAAGAUGAAGCCGUGGCGGCGGGCCUCAGCGCGGGGGAUGGAGGAUUGGACCCAGUGGAAUCACAGAAAGUAGUUGAUCUCUUAAAUAGGGAGUUGUCCCGCUUGCUCAAGUUCAGUCCCAGAGAAUUCUGGAAACAAGUGGCUGGCGACACUUCUUUGCAUGAAUUUUUGGACAGUUUCUUGCAAUUUAGGAGCAGGUGGUAUGAUUUUCCUCAUCGCGCUGUCAAAGGAAUCGUUGCGGGGGUUAUCAUUGGAGAGUUUGAGCUAAGCCGCCGUAUCUUCAUGCUGUUGUAUCGAAUAUCUUCAAAUCGGGAUCCUGGUGCUCGAGCUGCCGAUAGUCUUAGUGCCAAUGACCAUGCCGUCAUCUUGCAGGAGAAGAAGUUGCUUGACUUGCCGAAGUUGUUGGACAUUUGUGCUAUCUACGGUCAUGAAAAUGGUGAUCUGACCAAAUUGCUGGUUGCAAAUGCUCUGAAAGCUCAACCUACAAUCCAUGAUAAUCUGACUGGGGUAUUGUCUCAUUUCUUGAGUAUAGUUUACACAAUGCAUGAACGCUGCAGCACAUCUUUGGAGGUCCUUCAGUCUUCUGGAAAUCAUGGAGAUCGUGGAUUUGAUCGACUUCAUUAUGACUUUUUAGAGGUGAUGGACUUUAUUAAUGAUGCCAUUGUAGCCAUGGAUGCUUUUGUUACUGCAUACCGACCUGCAGCUGUUUUUUUCUCUUGCCCUGUUGAAAUGAGUCAUGGAAAUGAAGAAUUGCUCACAACUCUUUCACGUCUGCAUGAUAAUUUACUUCCAUCUUUGCAGCGGGGUUUUCGAAGAAGUUCUAAAUCAGAAGAAUUCACAAAGCUAACAGAUAUUGCAAUAAGUUUGAAGAUGUUAUCUUUGAGAAUAGUCAAAUUUGGUUGGAAACUAUUAGAUAUUUGCUAUCUUAGUGAUGAAGUGUUUUUGGAUGCACAUCCCAUCCCAACUGUAACAAAGAUGUUUCCGGUCACGGUUGAAGAUCCAUUUAUAAGAGCAGAUAUUUUGGUUCAAACACUUAGGGAGAUAAAUGGAGUUUCACUGCAAUGUCAGGAGAACGAGAAACAAGAUUCUUUCCUUAAGAACCUUGAAAAGAAUUGCAAUCUAAUGAGGAAACUUGAGAAUUUGCAGAACACUGGGUGGAUAUUCAUGGAGGAUGAACAGUUUCAGUAUCUAUAUGGGAUUACAAUGUAUUCAACGAAGGGCAUCGCUAAAGAGCAAACCCCUAAACCCCCCAUACCAGCCUCUAUGACAAGCAAUAAUGCGCAGAUGGAUGAAGAUGCUGCAAUUGUGCAAUCAAAAAUCAGCCAAGUUAAAGAUAUCUUUCCUGAUUAUGGUAAAGGCUUUAUAGCUGUAUGCCUAGAAGUUUAUAACCAGAAUCCAGAAGAGGUUAUUCAGAGGAUUCUUGAGGGUACUCUUCAUGGAGAUCUGCAGGCCUUGGACACUUCCCUGGAGACAAUGCCGGAGCCCAAGUCUGCUUCAACCCUGACCAGGAAUGAUAAAGGGAAAGGGAAAAUGGUUGACAUUGUACCGGUAUCUUCAACUACAAAUGUACCAGUAGUUAACAGACAACCAGUUGAAGGUCCAUCUAUGUCAUCCUCAUCCACAGUUGGGAGGUUUAUUAGGAAGUCCAAAGAUGACUCACCUGAUUCUGCUACUCUUGAUGCCAGAGACAAGAAUGAUUCAUUAAGAAAAGUUUCUUUGAUUUCUCAGUACGAAUAUGAAGAUGAAUAUGACGACUCUUUCGAUGACCUAGGUCUAAGUGUUGCGGAGUCAGGGCUGGAGGAAAAUGAGAUGCUAAGCGACAAACUCAGCUUCAACUUUGGAAAGACCCAACCUGAAAGUUCUGGUCAAUCUGCGCCUAAUUCUAAGUGGGGCACAAGAAAGAAACCCCAAUACUAUGUGAAGGAUGGUAAGAAUUACAGUUAUAAGGUUGCAGGUUCAGUUGCAGUUGCAAAUGCUGAUGAAGCUUCAUUAGUAACCCAAGCUCAGGGGGAAAUGAUACAUGGCCUUGGACGGGGUGGCAACCUUCCUCUUGGUGCAGUUAAGAAGCUGAUGGGUCAUGAGGAGCAAACCAACCAACCUGAUGUUUCUGAGACGGGAGGGAGGGAACAUACGAGGAACGCUAGGGGAAGGGGAAGAGGAAGAGGGGGUGGAGGAGGAAGACAAAGAGAGUCUCAUGGUGAAAAAGAUAACCUAUCCGACAACACUGAAUCCGAAGAGAGAGGAAAUGCAGGAAAUCAGAGGGGCAGGGGAAGAAGGGGUGGUGGAAGACAUAAUAAUUACAGGAAGGAUAGAGCCAUGAAUAAGCACUUCUCAGGAUUGACUGGUUUAUAGACACUCAUGAGAGGGAGAGAGAGACCUUUUCCUUUUGAACCCUGUUUUAUACAGAACUUCUCCAAAAAUCUAUUUCAUCAUGCAGUUGAUAAUACAAUUUUCCAUGCAAGAUCA